This is a messenger RNA of Aplysia californica (California sea hare), 1386 nucleotides long. Its product is annotated as neuronal acetylcholine receptor subunit beta-3-like. Bases 1 to 1386 code for a protein of 461 amino acids. The transcript has 5 exons. Gene Ontology annotation, cellular component: membrane; neuron projection; synapse. Gene Ontology annotation, biological process: regulation of membrane potential; nervous system process; chemical synaptic transmission. Gene Ontology annotation, molecular function: neurotransmitter receptor activity; extracellular ligand-gated monoatomic ion channel activity; transmembrane signaling receptor activity. The record is from RefSeq and is a predicted model, not a curated record. Lineage: Eukaryota; Metazoa; Mollusca; Gastropoda; Aplysiida; Aplysiidae.
AUGAGAGUCAAGGUUACACUGUUUCUGUGCCUGGUGACAGGUCAGCCCCGUUUUGCCCUGACAAGCAAGAUCCAGGCAGCCAAAAUUACUAAAACUGUGUCGAUGAGUACCCACAUGCGUCCUGUACUGAACCAGUCUGAGAGUUUGCCCGUUCGUGUGUCUACUCGUCUGUUGUCUGUGACGGGAGUGGACGAGCCUCGGCAACUGGCCACCAUCGUAUGUGCCGUCCGAUACAGCUGGUGUGACCCGUUCUUAACCUGGGAUCCAGUGGACUAUGGUGGUAUUGACGUCAUGUUCCUGGGCCAGGACGAUAUUUGGACACCAGACAUGUACCAGCUCCACUCCCCUGACGGACGAGGAGUGCUCAAAGAGCUACCCACACAUCAUAUGAUUCUGCCUUCAGGUCAGGUGACCUUCAGAUCUGCAGGUUCCUUCACGACAUUUUGCAACCUGGAUAUGACCUACUUUCCUUAUGAUCGACAGAACUGUUUGUUCAAGUUCGGGGUGUUGGAUGCCAUGCUGAAGAACGUUGAGCUCGUUCCAGAUGGCGUUGAGGUGUCUCAGGAAUUCGUAGACCACUCAGAAUGGGACAUAGAAGACUUGCAUCUUGCUCAGGCCGCUUAUGGACGAAAUGACGAACAAUUUAGCGUUGUAGAAGUUUUUGUAACUCUUAGACGACGUCCGAGGUUUCUCGAGGUGAGCAUGAUCGUGCCCGUGUCUCUGGUCAGUUUCCUGAGCCUACCAAGUUUCCUGGUUUCAGUGGAGAGUGGGGAGAGGCUGAGUUACUCCCUCACUGUCCUUCUUUCAUUAGCUGUCUACGUGAGCAGCACAAGCAGUAUAAUGCCCCACUCGUCCCUCAAACUGCCACUCUUGUUGCUCUAUUGGCUUAUGCUCUUUCUACUCAGCUCUCUCUGUGUACUUGUCAACGUCAUAUUGACAUAUAUUCGCCGAGCUGGCAAAGUGAGAGUAGUUCAAGGCUCAAAAGUUAUAACACUCUGUGGUUUCCAUUUCCGUAUGAGAAAAAACACAAGACAGAAUUAUAAUGAGGAACAUCUCCCGCAUAUGUACACAGAUUUAAAGAAGAUCAGUAAAGACAAUUCUCAAAGUCAACCACUAGCUUCGAAAGAAGUGUACACAACUGAAGGAGAAAUGCACAGUCAUUUAUCAUUUAAGGAGGACAGAAAUGCUUCCGGUGACGCCAUUGAAAAUUACGAAAACCUUCGAGAGAAGAAAAACAAAGCAGUUGCCGGCAAGGAAAAAGAAGAUGGUGACCAUUCAGACCAAGACCCCGAUUUAGAAGAACUGGGAUUAAAACUGGACAAUUUUCUAGUUCAUGUUUUACAAGUUCUCAAUGUGGCCACCAUCAGCAGCACGGACAACACCUAA